UUAAUUGAAGUCGUAAAUGAAUAUGUUUUUUAUUUAUAUUAUAUAUUACAGAUACUUGUUUAUAAAUAUCUGUCAAAGUUAAUAGUUAAAUAACAGUGACCAAAACAACAUUAUUUGUAUCCAGUAGUUUAUUUGUAUCCACCCAUAACUGUCAUUGACUAACCUUAAAAGAACAACAGUAGUAAAGCCGACGAUUCAACGUAUUAAAUACUCGUCGAGUGAAAAUGGAUCCGCAUAAGGACAAUACAUCUACAACAAAAACAGUGAAAUCUAACUGCGACUGCGAAAAAAACACAAAUUGCAAAAGUCCUACCCUACAACGAACACCAAAUGACAGUGCCGAAAAUGUGUUUACAUCUGUGUCAAAUCCAAUAGAUUCCCAUCCAAAUCCUUCUAAUGGACCUUGUUCUAAACAUUUAAAUUCUUCUAAUAACGAGCCAGGGUUACAAUCUAACAGGUCGACUGAACGUAGCUUAGAAUGUAACCAAAAUGUCGGCGGAAAAUUCCUAGGAAACAAAGUAAACAAUUAUAAUAGUGAGUCUUCUGAAUCUGCAAGCUGUAGUAAAACUGAAUCAUAUUCAUAUAAUAUUGAAGGACAGCAAUGUCAAAGACAUAAAGUGUGUAUGGACAAAGCAGCCAACAGUUAUGUAGUGGCAUCAACAAGUGGCACUGGCAAAGAAACAGAUAAAUUUAAAGAGAGCAGAAAGAGGCCAUCUACUUUGAAACUUAACAGGCCAAAUUUUGAUGCUGAAGACAGUUCAAGCGACACAAGUAAUGAUGAUUAUUCAUUAGGUUCAGAAGAUGGUUGUAUAUAUACAUAUAGAGGUGGGCAACAUCUUGCUGAUUUACCAAGCUCUUUUUUUAGUUUAGACAUGGGUUUGCCACUGGAUAAAUAUCUGCCUGUUCCUCCAAAUUAUCAGGUGCAAAAUCCAGUAAUACCAGCAAGAGAGCAAGGCUCAGGAGCAUCUAGUCCAGAUAUGGAUUUUCUAGAAAUGGACUUUGAUCCAGGGCCAUCUUGUGAAGUGGAUACAGGAGAUGAAUCAUCAUCUGAUAUGGAGUUAGAUGCAGUUAAUAAUAUGCCUGAGGAAAAUGAGCCUGUUAGGAAAGUAAUUUCUCCAGAGAAUGGAGGAGAUGCAAUUAAUCUCCCUGCUAAUGUACCUGUUGAGAGCUCUCACAGGGAGGUAGAACUUUCUUAUAAUGUGCCAUCUACCAGCAGUGGACUAACAUCCAGACAGGGAGGUAGUGGAGACGCAGCCAAAAGUAUGCAGUCUAAUUAUGGGCCAUACAUUACACAUGUGAAUGUCAGAGGAGAACAAUUGUUAGUACGCCGAACUACAUCACAUUGGUCCACCAAUGCACCCACGAGUUUACAUGUUUCUAGUGGAGAUUUAGUAUCACCAAGAGAAAUAUUAAACCAUGAAGAACAAUCAGGCAGUGCCUUGGUAUAUCAAAUAAAUCAAGGUCCAACAUUGGAUUCCGCUAAUCUGUCAUCUGCAUUAUAUCAUUUGACAAUGGCACAAAAGUUAAUGUUAAGUCAAACAGAGUCUGAAAAUAAAUCCAAUGAAAUAAAAGUGGAAACACACAAAACUCCAGAUGCUACUCCUGGAUGCAGUACAGCAGACCCACGAUGUAUAGAGCCAGAGAGGAGCAUGAUAUGGUCUGAAAGGGAGGCCUGUGAACGACAAGUUACUCAAAUUGGCACUUCCGCCUGCGGAGCUACUGCAGUUGUAAAUGUCUUUAUUGCAUUGGGUGUACCUGUUAACUUAGAAAAAAUAAAUGCAGCUGUUGGUACAAGACUCAGAGCAAAUAAUGCUCCAGUGCCAAGGUAUCUAUUAUCACGAGCAGUGGCCGGUUGUACGGCCGCGGAUAUCGUUACUGGUAUCCAGAGAGCAUCAGAUGGCCUUGUCACUGCAAGAUUCUUCCCAACAUAUCCUGAAAGGGUCAUGUCAUUAUCACAUUGGUUGGCGGAUUGGAUAUCGUUAGGCGCAGUACCAAUUUUAACCCUCAAUCUCCAAGUUGGAUGUGAAAAUGAUAUCCCCGAUGCGUGGCACCAUCAAAUGGUGUUUGGCGUGUCACCUCAAGGAGUAUAUCUAUGCAAUCCUGUCGAGUGCGUUCCAGAAUCUACACUAUGGCCACGGCUGACGUCACCAUCUGUGCUUCUUGUGAGGACGAGGGAUGUACUAACAAGAUUGAAUAAUAGCACAGAUCUGACGCCAUUAAUGGCUGUACCUGAUAGACGCUUUCAUACAUUCAACGUACUUGGCCAAGUAGCGAACGUGAUAAGGGAGUGGCAAUCGACGGGGUGGUCUGAACAUGGCACUCGUACCCACCACAUACGGAUACCUGCCGCCUAUCAAGCCGGGAUCACCGUCGCCGCGCUCACCGGCUCUGAAGCUCAUCGGCGGCUGGUCCACUCGCCUCAACUCCCCAUCAUUGGCCCCCAAGGAGAUCCGGCUUGAGAUAAGUGACCGUUAAUAUAUGAGACAUUGUACACGAAUCCCCAUGUGUGGCAUGAAAGAACACUGUUCACUUAGCAUUUCGUACUCGACGCGGUGAAGUAAGUUAUAAUAAACCAAUGAUAUACAAAUAAAGGAAAUUAAAAGACAUAUUUAAAUUCAAUUAUAUUUAGACUGUGACAUUAUAUGUGUCAGCAAACGCUAAGCAGUUGCAGGGUCGAAGCAAGGUAUUUGAAGAUCACAAUUUUCCAUUAUAAGUAAUGUUAGGAUAAUAUUAAAUAUCAAUAAUAUAAAAUCUUAUUUAAUUAAUAGUUAAAGAGAAAUAUAAGUGUUUACUUUGAAGUUCGUGUUUGAUAAAUAACCCAAUGUUAUGUUAAUUUCUUAUUUGCCUGUAAUUAUUUUUCAUAUUAUUGUUUGUUUAGCUCUAUUAUUUAUAUGCGUAUAUAGUUGUUUUAGCAUUACUCUACAAACAAAAGACAUGAAAUAAAAGAGAGAAUGUGACCUGAAAGCAUAUGGCUUUAUUUACAAAAAUCAUUAAUCUUAUAACUACAACAAAAUACAUAUCUAUGAUAUAUGUAUAUUCUAUUGAUUUGAUACUCUUGGUUUUUUCAUUUUGCUAUUAUACCACCGAGUAACAUUUAUUUUAAUUAUACAUUGUAAUAUAUUUGUAGCACUUUUUUAUAUAUUGUAGCAUGUUAUUGUUUAGUUCUAUAGUACCGUAAUAAGUUUUAUUUCUGCUACGUUCUUUUUCAUUUUCAUUUAAUGACUACAAAACUUUAAUAAACACAUUUGACCUUCUUUCUGUUCUUCUUUUUGUCUUAUAUCUUAUUUAUACGAUAUACAACUCUAUACUGUUUAAAUCUAAAAAUUUUUAACAAUCUCUAAGUCUAAACCAGAACUAUUUUAUAUGCUAAUAGAUUCUCAUUACUGAAAUAAUUGAAAAGAUCCUUUUAGUGUUUUAGUAAAUUUUCGGUCUCUAAAUUUAUGGAAAGAAGAAUACCUGUUAACCGGGGAGUUCUCGUUCAAAUUAUGCAACAUGCACCGGGCGCGUAUUGUUUCGCUAGGACAUGUCAGUACGUCACGCCCGGAGACCGUCAUUUCAUAUUUCUAUAUUUUUAUUUAUAUAUAAAUAAAUGAAAAACUAUUAAAUAUAUAUCGUAUAUUAAUAUUUUUGAAGUACAAAAGGAAUCACAAGACAAGUAAAAGCACGUAAAGAUACACAAUAGGUACAUAUAAAAAUUCAAAACUAAAUUUCUGUGUGAUAUAUUUUAAAACAAUUAUUAAUGCAUAAUGCUGCACUACAAUUCGGACGACGACAAAAAUAUACUCUCCGUCCGUUCCAGAGCGCAAAUAAAUUUUCGAGGACGUAUUCAUAUGUCCUACCCGUACCCGAUAUUGUUUACGCCUGACCAUUUAUGCGUUUUGCCCGGUUAAGAGGUUAAUGAAAUUAUAAUGUUAUUGUAAACUGAAAAAUAUAACAUUUACUCCUUAUAUUUACCAUACCGAGUUGAAGAAAUAUAAAUGGCCGUCAAUCAGUAUAAGCAAUAAUUAGAGUAAAUGUUUUAAAAAUAUUUUCGCCAUUCAACAUUGCUUUGGCUUGCAAAUGGUUCAUCAAUUUCAUAAAUAUCACUUCUCUUCUGAUUGUUACUGCCUAUAAUUCUAUUGAAUACAUCACUACUUUUUUUUAAUCUAGUUACUAUAUGUGUUUACAAGUAAUGUUAUUAUUAUUAUAAUGUUCACAUAAUUUUCUGAAAGCUUCAACUUCUAUAUCGCUCAAAUAUUUGUUGUUUUCUAAUAAAAUAUACAAUUAAAGUUAAACUCAUUCGUGUUUUUGUAUAACGAAAGCUGUGUUUGGCUAAAUUUUAUUAGCCAUAAAAUGUAAAUAAUUCAUUAAGGUAUCUUAUUAUAUAUUAGUCAAUUGGUGCUUACUAGUCAAAAUUAUAUUAGCACAAUAUCUGUAAUCGUUGUAACUCAUAUACUUUUGUAAGCAACAUUAAUAUUGCACUGGAUUUAAUACUAUGUUAUCACGUUAUGUUAUUCGUUGUAAUUGUAUAGUAAAAUAAUUUUAUAACUCAUUACAUUUACCAACUCAUCAACAAAUUCAUGCAAUAAACUGUAGAUUUGCGAUCGCCUAAUUUGAAAUGCCAAAGAAAUAAUGUAUAUAAACCACCUCAUUCAUACUAAAACAUACACAUCCACUUUUACAUUGAUACUUUCUCUCAAAUUAAGAAAAUAGCUCGAGAGAAAAGACCAAAACAUUAGGUACAAUAUAGAUUAAAUAGGUUUAUUAAGUAUUUGGCUUUUUAUGAACAAUGACAAUAUUGUUUACAUUGAUUUCAUUUCAUUUCAUUCAGUGGCAUAUUAUCAUAAUAAUAUUUUACUUGUGAAACUAGACCUAUUUAUUAUUAUCUUUUUACAUCAAUGUUCAGAAUAUCUAUACUUCAUUUAAAAUGCCACACAGUUCGUACAUCCACUUUUGUGUUUCAAAAAAUGGCAUCGUAUAUGUACAAUUGAUUUAUAACCAUGUAAAUUAGUUGUAUGUCAAUACAUAUAUUUCAAAAUCUAAGUAUGUCAUAUGUUAUUUGCUAUUUAUUACACUAUUAAGUUUUUAUAUAGACUACUAUGUAGAAGAAUGGAAAUGAUUCCGAAGUUAUUUAGACACUUCUAAAUCGCUCCUAAAUAUAUAAUCUUUCUAUAAUGUAAAAACGUCAUUACUCGUAAAAAAAUAAGUAUCUAUAAUUUAGCAGUUGUUGAUUUGAGUCAUUUAAUUGUAAGUACCUAAUCGUUUGGGAGCAGUCUUACUGGAUCCUUGUAACUCGAUAUAGAAGCAAUGUUAUGUAUAACAUUAUAUUUUUGGAAUAUACUAUGAUAGACUAGAUAAUAGUUUUAUUUACCAUCAUCCUAACAAUAGAUAUACUGAAUAUAUAAUUGAUUACAAAGGCUUAGUCGUAAUGGGUAUAUCAAAGAUCUCAAACUAUGACUGACACUGAAUUUUUUUUUCGUGUAUGCUUCUGUCGCAGCUGGCUUCCACUACGACCACUACGCCACUAUAACCCGAUUCUUUGUUAGGCAUUUAAAAAUUAACAUAUUCGGGAAAUAUAUGAAAUUUGUCAGAUCAUCGAUGAAAGAUAUUUGAAAUUCUGGAUACAUACAAUCUGAAUUAAAAGUAGUAGUGUCAUGAGAUAUAUAAUCCGUCGCAACAUAUCCUAUUCCAACGAUGUUGCUUAUAAAUAUUUACAUGUUAUUGUUAUUGUAAAUUUAUUUAAGCAUAAUUUUAAUAAUUAUCUAUAUAUUUUUUGCAUUGUUACACUGUUAUGUUUAGU
This is a messenger RNA of Achroia grisella, 5779 nucleotides long. RefSeq lists its product as uncharacterized. The record is from RefSeq and is a predicted model, not a curated record. Lineage: Eukaryota; Metazoa; Arthropoda; Insecta; Lepidoptera; Pyralidae. Bases 225 to 2459 code for a protein of 744 amino acids. The transcript is spliced from 7 exons.